GCGUCCCUUCAUAUCAAAGCCUAAUUCAAUUUGUACGGUUCAAUUGAGAAAUCGUAUACAUUUCUCAUGAAGCAGAUCUUAUCAAACUCUGGUAGCAGAUACAACUUGCUUUCCUUCCAUGGCGUCCGUGAGCAUAAUCCUCCUCUUGACAGUAUUUGUUACUUUACAUUUAUCCCGUUCUAAUGCUCAAACUUGGAUUAAAGCCGGCUACUGGUAUGCUGGCAGUGAAAACCCCAUUCCCGACAUAAAUUCUGCCUUGUUUACACAUCUUAUAUGUGCCUUUGCCGAUGUCAACUCCUCCAACUACCAGCUUUCCAUCCCCUCAGCAAAUCAACAAUACUUCUCCAACUUCACCAAUAUUGUCAAACGCAAGAACCCAUCUAUAGUCACAAUUCUGUCUAUCUGGAAUGGACAAGCUCCCACGGCUCAAUCCAUCUUGGGUGACAAAGUGAACACUUCAGUACUACUGUCUUCAAUGCUCAACCAAUCUUCCCACAGAAAGUCUUUCAUUGAAUCUUCAAUCAGAACAGCAAGACAACAUGGGUUUCAAGGCAUAGAUUUAUUCUGGCUUUGGCCUAAUACCGCCUCAGACAUUACCAACAUGGGAGUUCUGUUGGAUGAAUGGCGAGCUGAAGUGAAUUCUGAAGCCAGAAACACUGGACAAGCACAAUUGAUAUUGAUGAUGGCCCUUCGCUAUUUGCCAACUUUUGAAUUUGGGACAUACCCGAUUGAUUCAAUACGAAGAAAUAUGGACUGGGCACAUGUUAUAGCAUAUGACUAUCAUCUGCCUACGAAGGAGAAAUUUACACACGCUCAUGCUGCUUUAUAUGAUCCAUCAAGCCAUGUUAACACUGAUUAUGGUAUAAGGGACUGGUUGGCUAAAGGAUUUCCAGCAAACAAACUGCUUUUGGGUUUGCCUUACCACGGCUACGCUUGGGCACUUGUGAAUCCCAAAGAAAAUGCAAUUGGUGCACCAUCAUCAGGGAAGGCAGAAACAGCAGAUGGAAGCAUGAGUUACUCGUACAUCAAGGGGUACAUCCAAAGUUAUGGUGCUACACCUAUAUUCAAUGCUACUUAUGUUGUGAAUUACUGCAUUAUUGGAUCCACUUGGAUUAAUUUCGAUGACGUGGAGGCUAUCAGAACUAAGAUUGCUUAUGCAAAGGAGAAGAAGCUACUUGGCUACAAUGUGUUUCUGGUCAGCAAUGACGACAAUUGGGUGCUUUCUCGAGCAGCUCAAGAGGAAGAAAAUGGACAUGGAAACAAGCGAAAGUUAUUGUUAACAGUUCUACUUCCAGUAGCUUUGAUCAUUAUCCUUUUAGCCUUCAUGGUGUGCUACCUACAAAGCAGAGUACUGGAGCCAAAAGGCAAAUUUCUUUUCGGCAGAAGAGGUCUAUCUGGGCCAAUAACCAAUCCAUCAGCUGCUGAAAAUCCUGAUGGCAGUGUUCCUCAUCUGCAAGCAUUCAGCCUCUCCAGCAUCACAGAAGCCACAAACAAUUUCUCAAUUGCAAACAAGAUUGGAGAAGGUGGUUUUGGCUCUGUCUACAAGGGCAUGUUACCUAGAGGACAGGAAAUAGCUGUGAAGAGACUGUCAAAAACUUCUACUCAAGGACAUGAAGAGUUCACUAAUGAGGUUACUCUUACCGCAAGACUUCAACAUGUAAAUCUAGUCAGAGUGAUAGGGUUCUGCAUCAAGAAUGAAGAAAAGAUGAUAAUCUAUGAAUACAUGCCAAACAAAAGCUUGAAUUUCUACCUCUUUGAUCCAACUGGAAGGAGUAUCUUAGAUUGGAGAAAACGUGUUCAAAUCAUUGAGGGGAUUAUUCAAGGGCUUCUAUAUCUCCAAGAAUACUCAAAUUUUACUAUAAUUCACCGAGAUCUCAAAGGUAGCAACAUUUUACUGGACAAGGAUAUGAAUCCGAAGAUAUCAGAUUUCGGAAUGGCUAAACUUUUUGGAAAAGAUGAGCAUGAAGCAAACACAGACAGGAUUGUUGGAACAUAUGGGUAUGUUCCUCCGGAAUAUGUGAGAAAAGGUACAUACUCCAUGAAAUAUGAUGUCUAUAGUUUUGGAGUUCUACUUCUGCAAAUCAUAAGUGGCAAGAGGAAUGACUGUUAUUAUGGCGUGAACGAGACAUUGAACCUUCUUGAAUACGCAUAUGAGUUGUGGAGAGAAGGUGAAGGCAUGAGGUUUAUAGAUCCAUCACUUGAUGAUUCAUCUUCGCCAUGCAAACUCGUGAGAUGCUUGCAAUUAGCUUUGUUAUGUGUCCAAGAAAAUCCCGUGGACAGACCAACAAUGUUGGAAGUUUAUUCAAUGCUUAAAAAUGAGAAUGGACCUAUUGCCACACCCCAAAAGCCAGCUUUCUCCAUUAAAACAGAUGAGAGUAUGGCGAGCAGUUCUACAUCACAGCAAAGAAGUUGUUCAGCUGCAAGUUCACUAAUUUCCCAAAUAAUAGCAAGAUAAACAGGCUAGCUUUUGGUGGGAGACAUGGUUGACUAAAGAGAUAUUUGUUUCUAACUUUAGUUUGUGUUGUCAAUUCAUGUUUGUAGGUUCAACCAAUUUGGUUGUUUUUAUUUAUUCCAAGUACGAUCUUGUCAAGUAUAUGAUACUUAGUGCAAUGUAAGGUUGGAAUAAGAACUAUAGUAACAAGUCGUACGUGUACCCAUAUGGACCCAUCUCUGGAUGAUACACUAAUUUCUUCAUGUAAAUUGUUGAGAUGCCUGCAAAUUGCUCUUU
Molecule: messenger RNA, 2728 nt
Organism: Carya illinoinensis
Lineage: Eukaryota; Viridiplantae; Streptophyta; Magnoliopsida; Fagales; Juglandaceae
Product: cysteine-rich receptor-like protein kinase 19
Exons: 7
Coding region: 119-2455 (778 amino acids)
Biological process (GO): carbohydrate metabolic process; protein phosphorylation
Molecular function (GO): chitin binding; protein kinase activity; ATP binding
Source: RefSeq, a predicted model, not a curated record